AGUCGUCUAUUCACUGGAAUGUGGAUUGCGACGGAAACGGAGCGUAUAUUUUCUGGUACUGAGCUUGUGCUGGUCUCUUUUCUCAGCUGGUUUCGACCAGUUUCGACAUAGACGGAAUACACAAAGAAACUGCAAUAACGAGAUGCGUUCGACUCAUGUUGCGCUGUACGCUUUCCGGUUGACACUGAAUCAGGGAGCCAGCCCAGCUUUUUACAGGACCAAGAACUUCGAUCGUGGCACGGCGACGUCCGCAAUCUUCCUCGCGACCUUUGGAUUGUCUAUGAGCAUGUUCUCGUUGAAACAGAUGCAGUCGUCGCAUCAGCGUCGUCUGCGAAGACUCUGUUAGAGACGUCCUAUUAGUCAUAAUUCAUCAAUAAACAAAAUCAACGGUCAUCUUGAAGAAAUAAAUCCAUUGAUUAUGAAAAUAUGUCUGCGCGACAUCAUAGCGGACGAUGUUAUUCUGAAGUCAGCAUGCGGCAUAUAUUGGGAGUUGAGCUAUUAUACCUUCGUGUCUAGAGUGAGAGUUUGUGGCUUGUACCUAUGUUGUAUUAGGCAAUCUACAAUUCCG
Messenger RNA from Trachymyrmex cornetzi, 568 nucleotides. RefSeq lists its product as uncharacterized. NCBI's taxonomy places the organism in Eukaryota, Metazoa, Arthropoda, Insecta, Hymenoptera, Formicidae. Bases 143 to 346 code for a protein of 67 amino acids. The record is from RefSeq and is a predicted model, not a curated record. The transcript is spliced from 3 exons.